GAACGGUUGUUAUACUCCAUGCUUGAUACAAUGGGCAUUGUGAGCUCUUUGUUGUAGAGAACUUCUAUCCCUGUUGUGCGGCUGCGUAUAUAUUGACCGUGAUGAUCGCCAUCAGUAACAUCAACCAUCGACCACCUUCAUCUUCACCUUCACCCGACUUCACCUCCCCAACUCAGCUUCAAGAUGCCCUACUUCCGAUUCCGCGCCUACAGCGAGCUGAAAAAGGAUCUUGCCCGCCUUAGUGCGGCAAGCGAGCCUGCCACAGCUCCUCAGGCAUCUGACGCUGGGUCGCGCGUGCCGACCCCCUCAACAUCCCAUGCUGCGACGCAGACAUCCGACGACGGAGCCGGGUUCAGCAGUGAAGACGGGGGCGUCCUUCUCACGCCCCAGCAGACCGACAGCGAGAAUGAGUCAAGCGACAGCGACGGCUACCCCGCAAUCCUCACGCCGCAGAGUACCGGCGACGACACUCCGAAGCCAGGCACGAUCAUGUUCUUCCCCUGGCGCACGCAGCUGGGAUGUCCAACCUUGGAGCAGAUCAAGAAGCACCGCAGCUUCGAAGAGGUCUUCUCCAGCAACGACUUCCGCAACUGGGACUGCCUGCAGCCCGCCGAGCAGGCCCGCCGUCGCGUCCUGGCGCGCAAGAUCAAUAACCCAGCCAACAAGCCCGCGGAUGCGGCGUGCGACAUCUGCGAGCGCGCCGACCCGCACGUGGACCUGUGCUGCGAGGGCUGCACUACCUAUUUUCACUUGGAGUGCGCCUGGAACCGGCACGGUGCGAUCGAAUGGGGCACCGACUAUAAAUUCAGGAUACCUAUGCAUUGCCCGGCGUGUCGCAAGCCGUGGAAAUUUGGUGCUGAUCUGUUCGACCAGGGGCUCCUGAAGAAUGACGAGGAUGAGGUGGUGGAGCAGGCUGAGAGUUUCGAGUACUUGAAGAUGGAGGGUCAUGUUUGGAAGUGAGGCUUGAUGUCAGUCGCCUCUAGGCUUGGUUCACUCGCUGUUUCGUUGAGGUGACUCUCUUUUUAUCCUGUUCAUCGUGAAAUGAAAUCGUAACCUUUUAUAUUGAUUUGAAUAUCUUU
Messenger RNA from Aspergillus fijiensis CBS 313.89, 1079 nucleotides. RefSeq names its product PHD finger domain-containing protein. The coding region runs from base 184 to 960 and encodes 258 amino acids. The transcript has a single exon. The record is from RefSeq and is a predicted model, not a curated record. NCBI's taxonomy places the organism in Eukaryota, Fungi, Ascomycota, Eurotiomycetes, Eurotiales, Aspergillaceae.